This is a messenger RNA of Rhineura floridana, 4148 nucleotides long. RefSeq names its product GTP binding protein 1 (gene GTPBP1). Gene Ontology annotation, molecular function: translation elongation factor activity; GTPase activity; GTP binding. The coding region runs from base 237 to 2285 and encodes 682 amino acids. The record is from RefSeq and is a predicted model, not a curated record. Gene Ontology annotation, biological process: translational elongation. The transcript has 12 exons. NCBI's taxonomy places the organism in Eukaryota, Metazoa, Chordata, Lepidosauria, Squamata, Rhineuridae.
GGAGCGCCACUAUCCCCGCUCUUACUUUCUGCACUGGAGGAGCCGGAAAAAGGUCUUCGAAGAAGGCGUGGCUCAUCCAUAUUAAUAAGCUCUUCUACGGUUGUCAUAGUAAUUAUUAAUGACGCUGCUCUCUGAUUGGCGGGGAGAUACUAAAAUAUUAAGCAGCCUGUUCAGGGAGGUGUGAGAAACUCAGCGGGUUUCUCCAGCGUAAUUUACGCGCGGGGUGGGCGGGGUUUAUGCUAAUGAGGCAGGAGAAGGAGGCCGGGGUUGCCAAGAUGGCGACGGAGCGAAGUCGCUCCCCAAUGGGGGGCUCGCCGGUGCCGGCCUCGAUGUUUGCCCCAGAGCCCGCCUCGCACGGCGGGACGGCGGCGGCUUCUUCCAGGCUUCACUGUGGCGUUCCGGACUCGGACUGUAGCGAGGACGGCGAAGUGCUCAAUGGGGAGCCCGAGCUAGAUCUCACCAGUAAGCUAGUAAUGGUGAGCCCAACAUCAGAACAAUAUGAUAGCUUGCUGCGACAGAUGUGGGAGAGGAUGGAUGAAGGAUGUGGGGAGACCAUCUAUGUUAUUGGACAAGGAUCAGAUGGGACUGAGUAUGGGCUCAGUGAUGCAGACAUGGAAGCUUCCUAUGCUACAGUGAAGAGCAUGGCUGAGCAAAUAGAUGCAGAUGUGAUCCUCUUGCGGGAGCACCAGGAGGCAGGAGGCAAAGUGCGUGAUUACCUGGUUCGGAAACGUGUGGGUGACAACGAUUUCCUGGAGGUCAGGGUAGCAGUGGUUGGCAAUGUGGAUGCUGGGAAGAGCACUCUACUGGGUGUCCUCACCCAUGGUGAGCUGGACAAUGGACGUGGCUUUGCCCGGCAAAAGCUUUUCCGCCACAAGCACGAAAUUGAGUCGGGCCGUACUAGCAGCGUGGGCAAUGACAUCUUGGGCUUCGACAGCGAGGGCAAUGUAGUGAACAAGCCCGACAGCCAUGGUGGAAGUUUGGAGUGGACUAAGAUUUGUGAGAAAUCGACAAAGGUCAUAACUUUCAUUGACCUGGCUGGCCAUGAGAAGUACCUGAAGACUACAGUCUUUGGCAUGACUGGGCACCUACCUGACUUUUGCAUGUUAAUGGUUGGCAGCAAUGCUGGAAUUGUUGGGAUGACCAAGGAGCACCUGGGCCUUGCAUUGGCGCUCAAUGUCCCAGUCUUUGUGGUGGUAACCAAGAUUGACAUGUGUCCUGCCAACAUUCUUCAAGAAACCCUGAAGCUAUUACAGCGACUUCUGAAGUCUCCAGGAUGCAGGAAGAUCCCUGUCUUGGUCCAGAGCAAAGAUGAUGUUAUCGUUACUGCCUCCAACUUCAGCUCAGAAAGGAUGUGUCCAAUAUUCCAGAUUUCCAAUGUCACUGGUGAGAACCUGGAACUGCUUAAGAUGUUUCUCAAUCUCCUGUCUCCAAGGACCAGUUACAGGGAAGAGGAGCCUGCAGAAUUCCAAAUAGAUGACACUUACUCUGUUCCCGGCGUUGGGACGGUGGUGUCUGGGACAACACUAAGAGGCCUGAUCAAGUUAAAUGACACCUUGCUUCUAGGCCCAGACCCGCUGGGUAACUUCUUGCCCAUUGCUGUGAAGUCCAUCCACCGCAAACGCAUGCCAGUCAAAGAGGUGCGGGGAGGCCAGACUGCCUCCUUUGCUCUGAAAAAGAUCAAGCGCUCCUCUAUCAGGAAAGGUAUGGUGAUGGUGUCUCCUCGAUUGAAUCCUCAAGCGUCUUGGGAAUUUGAAGCAGAGAUUCUGGUCCUGCAUCACCCUACCACCAUAAGUCCACGUUAUCAGGCAAUGGUGCACUGUGGCAGCAUCCGCCAGACAGCCACUAUCCUCAGCAUGGACAAAGAUUGUCUCCGGACAGGAGACAAGGCUACCGUCCACUUCCGCUUCAUCAAGACCCCAGAAUACUUGCACAUAGACCAGCGGCUGGUUUUCCGUGAGGGGCGUACCAAAGCUGUGGGUACCAUCACCAAGUUACUCCAGACCACGAAUAACUCUCCAAUGAACUCCAAACCUCAGCAGAUCAAGAUGCAGUCGACAAAAAAGGGGCCCCUGACCAAGCGAGAGGAGGGGGGAGCCCAGGCAGGCGUGGCGGCAGUGAGUCCCACAGUAACGGAUGAUGCUGUUUCGUUGGGAGCAGCUCCCUCAGCACCUCCUAAUGCCCAGCAACCUCAGGUGAAGGCUGGUGGAGGUGGCCGGCGGCGUGGAGGCCAGCGCCAUAAAGUGAAGUCUCAAGGGGCUAUCGUGACUCCUGCUGGUGGCUGUUGAACAUCAUUUUUAAUCACCGAGGAGUUUGUACCCUCCCCUCCGUCUCUUCAAAGCAAAAACCCAGAGCAGCCUAACCAAAAUCCAUUCCAGCUGAUCUGCUGCUGUGGAACUUCUCCUCUUCCUCUCCUGGAGGGGGAGGGACUGGGGGACGUGGGGUUUACAGUUCAAGCUAAUGAAGGUGACGACAAAGCACACGUGGGACUAAUCAAUUGCCACCUUCUCCCUUUAUACCCCCCAAAACAUUUUGUACAUCGUAAGCUUAGUCAUGAUUUUUUAAUUAGUUUUUAUUUUAGUGGAUGUCUGUGUGUGGUGGCGUGUGUGCGGAUGAGGAAGCAGGAGGAUCCAGGUAUACAGAGUAAGAUAACUGACUGCUCUUGCCUUCCCCAUCCCAUCAUUAUAUUUUAUAAACAAAAAUCUUGUGUCUCUGGUCCGCAGUUGAGAAUUCCUGAAAUCCAAGUCAUACAAGUAUGAAUAUUCUAGUUGGUUUGGGAGAGGCAGGAAUUCUUCCCUUUUUGCACCAGUGGUACUAUGUGAGUGCUGGGCCUUCCCUAGUUUAAUGUACCAAUGCCUACAUUAUGUUGGUAAUUGACAUGAAGGAAUACCCUCCCUGCGAAUAUCCAGCAGCAUCCCAAAAGGUAGAUGAGUAUGAGAGCCUAGAUCUCAUAAUUAUGCACUUGUAAGCUUGUUUUAAAAGCAUGACUUGCGGGGGUGGGAGGGGGCCUCAACAGCACUGGUGGCUUUGGAAAUGUCAGUUGAAGGACAAAGAGUUGAUUUCACACAACGCUUUUGGGUCUUGUGUCCAAAUCUGGUAUUUUUCUUCUUUUGAGUGCAUGCUGCAUCUGGUUUUGUAACCAGCUCAGUACAUUCAGCUUGGAGCAGGGAGAGAGGCGGUGCAAGUUGCCUUCUUGUGACUUGCGCAUUUCGUCCCCAUGGUUUCUGAGCUGUCUCCCUUAAGAACAGACACCAUUGGUGGGCAUCUUCUCUGUGCAUUCAUGUAACGCAAGACGCCAUUGCUCCCUUUGCAUUAGGGAACUGGGUGUUGUGACCUCUAACUGGGCACUUACCUCUUAGCAUUUGGAGGCCAGAUUUCACCCCUUGUUUUCAGCCUCUCUUCAGAAUCUGUGCCAUGGCUUGGACACGCACACUCUCUGUAAAAGCAGCUAGGGGUUUGCUGGAGCCAGCUCUGAGCUGUGCUUUUAGAUUUGGAUACACAUUUGGGAUUUUAUAAUACAUUUGAUGUACAUUUGCUGCUUCUUAUGAGGCACUCAUUUUGAAUUGACUUCUUUUAACUGGCAUCAUGUUCCUGUUGUUUUUUAAAGCAAAACAAAAGCCAGUUUUGUAGUUCACUGGUUUAUAACUUUUAAAAUCUCUCUCCCCCCUCCAUGUUACUGUCUCAAACUUUCUUCAUCCUAACAUAUUUGAAUAACUUGAGUUACUUGGAAAUUAAGAAGUGAACAUUGGUGGGUAGAUAGGCAUGUUUUAUAGCUACCUUUUUGCCUGAAGUUUUGUGGAUAUAAUCCUAAGCAGCUACAGUAUUAAUAAAUAGCACCACCCUCUGAAGGAGAAUGGAGAGUGGCAUGGCUGAAAGAAGAUGGCAGCCUUUUCUACUUGGUUCUUUGGCCCUGUAUUGACAUCAGUCUCAUUUUCUUCUAUUUCCAAGGGAAGCAGAGCCUUUGGUGUGGUGUCCUUUCCUUCUUUCAUUCCUUAGUUCUGAAAGAGGAAUGUGCAGUGCUGAAGUUUCCCUUCAAAAACAAAAUGACAUGGUGCUGUGUUCUCUUUUGUGACCAGCAUUAAAAGACUACUGAGGCUGGCAUGAUGUAAAAAAAAUAAAAAACAAGGUUUGUUUAAAAUUUUAAAAUUAAA